CACCCUUCAUUUCUGGUUGCAAUUUAACCGCCAUGGAACAGAUUAAACAUUUCUAUCGAAGACGCGACGGUUUUCACUGUUAUAUCUACCUGAUCAUGAGUAUCAUAGUGACUCUUAUGUUUAUCCAAUUUGCAUCAAUUUUUCAUGGCACAAUUUCAAGAGACGCAGAUUUGAAAGCGAAUGUUUAUACCAAAAAACAAAACCGUGAAGCCACGUUUAAGAAGUCUACAGUGACAUCGGACCAAGCGAAACAGGCUACUAUAGCAAAUAUCACGGAUAUUCUAGAAGAGAUACACAUACUUAAAGCAAUGUUGAAUAUAUCAACUAAAAAUAUAACGUUUAACGCCAAGAGAAAAGUGAUAACUAAAGAUGAAACAAUAAGUAUCUUGGGGGACGAGAAGAACGCGCUUGUUAUUCGCAACCAUAGCAACGGUAAAGUUGAUCUUCAAUGGCCGAAAGUGAAUGACUCCAGUUUUAUCCUGAAACAGCCGUCAAUUAACUGGUCACUUGUGCUUGACCAUAAACUGGUCAGGGCUGGAGGGAAACGACCGAACUACUGUCCACUUUGGCCGUCAGAACUCAUCGGGCAGAUGCCGCCAGAUACCUUCAUCCGGGAGACUGAGCUGCCGGAAGCAUACAGGAAGCAGGUUCAACAUGGCGGCCGCUUCCGGCCGAGUGAGUGCGAGCCCCGAGAACGCACGGCGAUCAUCAUACCUUACAGGGAUCGGGAGCAAAACCUCAAGGUACAACUUCGCCACCUGCAUAUGGUACUACAGAGACAGAACCUGGAGUACGGCAUAUAUGUGGUAGAAAUGGCGUUCCCGUCGCAGUUUAACCGCGGUUUGUUGGCGAACGUUGGCUUCCUGACGGCGUCCAGCGUGUCUAAGUACACGUGUUAUGUUAUCCAUGACGUUGACCUGCUUCAGAUGGACGACCGGAACCUGUACCGGUGUGGCCGCGUGCCACGACACCUAUCGGCCACCAACUCUAAGUUCAAACAGUUGCCGUACACGUCGUAUUUCGGCGGGGUGUCGGCUUUCAGCCCAGAGCAGCUGUGGCGCGUGAACGGCUACUCGAACCUGUACUUCGGCUGGGGAGGCGAGGAUGAUGACAUGGUCAUGAGAAUUUUCACAGCCGGUCUUCACAUUUCUCGCCCUAAGGCGCUGAUCGGGGGAUUCUGGGCGCUUGAGCAUGAACACGAUGCCGGCAAUCCGAAGAACCCGCACAGAUUCACUCUUGUCAAUUCGGCACCAGAGAGGAUGAAGAGCGAUGGGCUGCGAUCUGUUGCCUACAAACGCUUGGCACUGGAGUUCAAGCCUCUCUAUACCUGGGUCUAUAUCGGGGUCAAAGAAGCCCAAGUCAUGGAGAAAUUCGAAAGCUACCUUCAAGAUCCGCCACUUCAGGAGCAAAGACAAGAUAGUGAAACAUGAAAUAGGGAAACAUAAACCACAAAGUGACACCGGAACCCGGGAAGCAUAGACAACAUAGUGAAAUCUGAAGUCGGCAAAGACAGACAACAUUGCGAAACCUGAAGUAGGCAAACACAGACAACAUAGCGAAACCAGAAGUCGGCAAGCACAGACAAUAUAGCGUAACCUGAAUCCGGGAAGCAUAAACAACAUAGCGAAACCUGAAUCCGGAAAGCAUAAACAACAUAGCGAAACCUGAUGUCGGCAAACACAGACAACAUAGUGAAAUCUGAAGUCGGCAAACAUAGACAACAUACUGAAAACUGAAGUCGGGAAACAUAGGCAACAUAGUGUCACCUGAAGUCGGAAAGCAUACACAACAUAGUGACACCUAAAGUCGGGAAACAUAGGCAACAUAGUGACACUUAAAGUCGGGAAACAUAGACAACAUAGUGAAACCUAAAGUCGGGAAACAUAGACAACAUAGUGAAACCUAAAGUCGGGAAACAUAGACAACAUUGUGACACCUAAAGUCGGGAAACAUAGGCAAUAUAGUGACACUUAAAGUCGGGAAAUAUAUAGGCAAUAUAGUGACACCUAAAGUCGGAAAGCAUACACAACAUUGUGACACGUGAAGUCGGAAAGCAUAGACAACAUAGUGACACAUAAAGUCGGGAAUCAUAGGCAACAUAGUGUCACCUUUAAUCGGGUAGCAGCGCCUGAAAUCGAGGAGCAAAGACAACAUGGUGUCACCUGAAGUCGGGAAUCAAAGACAACAUGAAGUUAUAUAGCUCUGUCGUAACAAAAGCAAUUUAGUGAACCUACUAACUUAUACUUGAUUUUUACAAAAUAAAAUAAAAUUUAUCAUGAUUUUACUAAAGAUAAUUUUAGAAUCAAAGAAUUCUUCAAAAUAAGAAUAUUACAUACUAGUAAUUAAUACCGGCCAUAA
Mya arenaria is the source of this 2358-nucleotide messenger RNA. Its product is annotated as beta-1,4-galactosyltransferase 4-like. Bases 33 to 1430 code for a protein of 465 amino acids. Gene Ontology annotation, biological process: carbohydrate metabolic process. The record is from RefSeq and is a predicted model, not a curated record. Gene Ontology annotation, molecular function: glycosyltransferase activity. The transcript is spliced from 8 exons. NCBI's taxonomy places the organism in Eukaryota, Metazoa, Mollusca, Bivalvia, Myida, Myidae.